GUUUCCACAGCGUGUGGUUAGCACAGUUCGCAUAGUAUCUAGAGUUCUCACUAUGGGGUCAGUUCGGUCAGUAUUUGUGUUUUUUGCACUGGUUUUGCUUCUCACAUGGACGGACAUUUCUGCACAGUCCAGUUGUUUUAUGAAGUCGAACACUAGCUGCACGGAGUGUGUGUCCAAUAUCACAUGUUUAUGGUGCACCCAGACUCGGCAGUGUUUGGAUUACCCGGUGAAGACUGUCUUGCCUUCACACAGUUUGUGUCCCCUUAAUGAUGCACGCUGGGGCAACUGCUGGGUAAACUUCCAGGCUCUUAUCAUUACGAUGUGUGUGAUUGGGGGUGUGAUCAUCAUCUCAGUGCUCAUUUGCUGCUUCUGUUGCUGCAAGUGUGAGAACAUUGGAUCUAAGCGUACAGAUGAGCGUGUGGAGAGAGAGGCUGAGGUCAGACGAGUCAGACACGAGGAGAGAAAAGCAGAGAUGAGAUCAAGACACGACGAGAUCAGGAGGAAAUAUGGUCUGAUGAAGGAGAACCCAUACUCAAGAUUUGAGGACAACUAACACACACACACAAACACACACACACAACUAUACUACUGACACACGUAUCCUCGGCUGAAGCGGUGUGAAAUCUCUCUUAUAUGAAGAUGAUGAUUAUGUAGAUGUGACGAUGAUGAUAAUAAUGAUGCCUCCAUGACACAUUUCUCUGUGUGAAAGAUAGCUCUCACAUUUUGAUGUACAUAAAGAUGUUUGAUUAUCUCACAGUGUUGAAAAAUAGAGAGAUAUUUUGAGAUAUUUUAUGGACAUCUUUACACUAAACAUUGUUUAAAAGAGAAGAUCCAAUCAGCUGUAGGAAUACUGAUCACAUGACCUACUUUAAUCAUCUGAUCUACAGUUCUCCACCCCUCUCUCCUGACCAUUGCCUUUCACUUUGCUGUUAAUAUUUUAAUAUCUUACUGAAAGACUCUUACAUUUCUCUCUCCGUGUGUGUAUGUGUGUGUGGAUUAGAUUAGAUUAGAUUAGAUUUAACUUUAUUGUGAUUACACAAGGCAACCAAAUGCAGUUUGGUUCAAACCAGUGCAAAGCAGCAGUGACUUAUAGACAUGUGUCGUGUGUGUGUGUGUGUGUGUGUGUGUGUGUGUGUGUGUGUGUGUAGGGCAUGAGGCGGGGCUAUCCACUAUGACCAACUUUCUUCAAUAUGUACGUUAACAAGGCAUCAAAGGCCUAUGAGCCAUGAAGCAGACAGCAAAUGAGAUUAGAAAGAAACUGAAAACUUUCUACACUGCUGAAGAACUUGAAGGAAAACAAUAUGAGAUUUAAACCAGUCACAGUAAAACCACAUUAUGAGGCUAUUCAACACAUCCACACUACUACUCCAGGUAUUGUAAAGAGAACAGAGGCACGUGUCACUCUGACUGCAGAGGUCAGUGAUCUCGUCAGUAAAAGACUUGAGAACUUUAGAAAGGAAGCAGUUGCAGUGAUAGGGAUUUCGUUAAGAAAAUGUUCCACAGGUUCUAGGUCGCAACUACCUGAGGUUUCUCUGGUGGGAGGAUGGACAGUUGGAAACUGGACCACCGGAGUCAGACGGUUGACAGUCCACCUCUUUAUCCUCCCCUGGACUUACAUAUCUAUCACAAAGCCAACUAGACAUUAGCCUCAACUUUUGUGGAAAAGAAUCUUUUGAGACUACAUGCUAUGCUGCAAGAAAUGAGAGCAUCACCUUCCCAAGCAGGACCUUCCUGAGUCCCUCCAGGCCAGGUGGACAGCCCUGCCCUCAAAGGCCACAGUGUUUUUUGAGCACCACUGGACACCCAGCAGUGACCAUAACCUGCUGUAACCUACAUCACCACGCUGCUUUGGGACGAUUAUUUUGUUAAAAUAAAUUCUCUGGAUGAUCAGUAGUUUAAGUGUGUGAUGGAGAUUUAUCUGUAUGAGUAAAUGAAACAAAGGUCAUCUUACAGGUGUGCCUGAUGAUGUCAUGGAGUUUGAGUUGACGUCAGUGUGUGCUUUGUUGUGUUGAAAGCUUGUUAAUAUAUGGGUGUGUGUGUGUGUGUGUGUGUGUGUAAUGGUGUUGUAGACUGUGUUUGACUGCAGUUACUGUAAUUGUAGUGCUGAAGUCUACAAUUUGUGCUUUAGGAAUGUGUGUGUGUGUGUGUUGGGGGGGUGAGAGAGAGUUUGUGUGUUUCAGGAAUUGUAUAUUCUGGUCACAUUACAAAGGACAGGUGGACACGAUUAAAGGAGUCAUGAGCUGGGAAAAACAGGAAAUGGAGAUUAGCUGAUUUUUAUUUAAUAAAUCUCAUCAUAACUGAUGUCAUAUAUUUAUUUCUCCACAUUUUGAUUAGUCAUGUCUUCAUCUUUCUGUAUUCGAUCAUGUCUGGCCAUUUCUCUGUAUUUUAUUUAUUUAUUUAUAUAUUUAUUUAUUUAUUUAUUUUCUGUAUUUGAUAAUGUGUUUUCUCUACAUUUGGUUCACACUAGUUAUUCUAUUUACUAUAGUAUUGUGAUUAAACUGGUUAGCACUAGUUAAUUGGUUAGCAUAUUCACUGUUUUUCAAUUCAGUUACAUUUAGCACCUUUACCAGUGGACAUUCUCACAAUGCUAAUCUGUAAUGCUAGUUAUAAACAGAUAUUUGCUAAGUAAAUUCUAGUAAGGAUGUCUCUGUCACCUGUUUUAGUACAAACCCAGUGAAGUCAAACCCAUAUUUAAUCAUGCUACAAAGCAUGAGGAAUUUGGUUAUCAUCCUUGUGUGUGUGUGUGUGUGUGUGUGUGUGUGUGUGUGUGAGUGUUAUCUGUGUAAUUGUGCAGAAUGAGUUUCUGUCAGGUCUGACACUGGGUGUGUUUAGGCAUCGAUAAGAUUCUGUAAAAACAAGGAAAAGGAAAUAAAAUGGCACCACAGAUUAGGCACUAGGACUGUGUGUGUGUGUGUGGUUAAUAUUUUUCCUAUUCUUAUUUUAGUCCAUCAAAGUUUCAUACACCUGUAAUCCGGUCACAUCAAGCUCCAUGUUUAAAUGGUCUCAUGUCACACAGUAUGUCUGUAUUUGAUUGGUCACUCAAUUCAAUUCAACAUUUGUAUUUCACUUAUAAUGAUGGACAUUGUCACAACGUAGUUUUACAGAAAUAUGUACAUUUAGGAUUCAUAAAUAUUAAAAUAAUAAACUUAACCCAAAUGUGAAAGCUGUAGGCAAUGUUGGUGUGGAAAAACUCUGACUUCUGGGAGGUUUAUUAGCUGCCUAAAGGGCGCUGUUUCUCUCCAUGUUGGCGGCGGGGUGGGCUUCGCCAUCACAGCUGUCAUUAAAGCACUGGUAACAUUCUGCACUACGCCUGCAUGCCCAAAUGUAUACAAGGGGAUCAUGGUUCUAACUUACACUAUAUUACCAAACAAAAGUAUUGGGACACCCCUCCAGAUCAUUGAGUUCAGGUGUUUUUCAGGGGUUGGGCUCGGCCCCUUGGUGAUGACUGGUGUGUGUGUGUGUGUGUUGGAAGGGGGUGGUUCAACCAGUGAGGUACAGGUAUUUAUUGUGGUUUGUGUGUUUCUUCAGUCCGUGCAGGUUGGACCACCCUGUAUUCCAGUACAGGCAUUCCGGCUCCACCUCAGUUGCUGCGACCAUUGACCAACUGUUGCCACUUCUGCCCCAAGAUGAUGUCAUCAUUGGGCAACAGUAUAAAGCCGUGACAGAAGCUAGUACCAACAGCUUCAAUUAGCUGGUUGUGUUUGUGCCCAUUUUUUGAUUGUCAUAACUCUAGUUUUGAACUUUAACUAUCCUGACUAUAAGCUUGAGCUAUGCCUUGUUUUUGUUCAGCUGCCUAGAUUUUUAUAUACUGUAGUCACAAGCACAAG
Messenger RNA from Hemibagrus wyckioides, 3827 nucleotides. RefSeq names its product PTTG1 interacting protein b (gene pttg1ipb). Lineage: Eukaryota; Metazoa; Chordata; Actinopteri; Siluriformes; Bagridae. Gene Ontology annotation, biological process: protein import into nucleus. The record is from RefSeq and is a predicted model, not a curated record. The transcript has 7 exons. Gene Ontology annotation, cellular component: cytoplasm; nucleus. Bases 53 to 553 code for a protein of 166 amino acids.